Molecule: messenger RNA, 1175 nt
Organism: Penaeus vannamei (Pacific white shrimp)
Lineage: Eukaryota; Metazoa; Arthropoda; Malacostraca; Decapoda; Penaeidae
Source: RefSeq, a predicted model, not a curated record
AACAAUCAGUUUAGUUUAACAGGCCAAGCGUGUUGCUCUAAAUAUGGCAGCGACUCUCCUUCUGUUGACACUGUUAACGGCAACAACAGGGGGUUUUGGAUCCCCUGUUAAACCUGUUCCAAAAGAGCUAUUUGAAAUCAUCGUCGACUGGGCGCCCUUGGUCUGGCUUCAUCCGGAGGAGGUCUUCUUCCCCUCCAGCGUGGACUUCCACUUCGAAAACGUUGAGGUCCGCACAGAGAACGAGACCGUGGUCCAGACCUCGCCGGACCGAUGGAGUGUGGUGACCGGACCUGACACGAGGUCCAUGCACCUGAAUUCGGUCCCUGAUCUUGACUGUGCGGACUGUCUCCUGGACUGGUUUGCGGGCCAGAAUGUGAGUGAAGUGACUGUCCCCACUUACGUCUUCAUCAAGGACUACCAAGACGCAUGCGGUACCGUCGACGUCGUGUACCGCAGUUUCUACCCGUACAACUUCGGCAAAGAUGUGUGUGUGGGUGUUCCCAUUGGCGACGUGUGUGAGGGUUACAUGCAGUCCUUUGGCAACCACGUGGGCGACUGGGAACACUUCUCGAUAAGGAUAAGGGACAGAAAAGUAGUGGAAUGCUACGUCUCAGUACACUCCUUCGGCGCCUGGUAUACCUGGAACGACACGGCCAACAAUUUCCAGUUUACACACGGUGAGGACAGCCGCAUCGAUGUGGUGGACGUGACUUACCCAGCGACCGUCGAGGUGGUGGAGGGGCUUCACGCAGAGGUGUUCAGUGCCAAUGGCUCCCACGGGCUCUGGUCUGCAGCAGGGACCCAUGAGUACGUGCACUUCCCCAUCCACCUCAAGGACCAGGCUGACCGUGGCUAUGCCUGGAGGUCGUGGGACAGCCUUGAGAUCGUCGAGUAUGACUCGGAUGUUGUGUCAAUAAUGUCUGUUGCGUACGAAGGCGAGCUGCACUACCUAGGCUACCGCGGCCGUUGGGGCAACCAGAAGCGGGGCUGCGAGGUGGAACCUGUCUCCGGAGAGUGCAUCCUGGGGGUCCUGGCUAGGUCCUGGCUAUUGGCCUCAGGGACCCGGGGACUUCCCUGAGGAUGGCUGUGGCGCCUGAGAGAUGAAAAUCGCGUGGAAAUAGACUGUUGUAAUGUAAAAGAUGAAAGUAAAUGGGAAUAAAAUAGGAUGAUGAAAA